Messenger RNA from Bufo bufo (common toad), 1027 nucleotides. RefSeq names its product cysteine and glycine rich protein 2 (gene CSRP2). The record is from RefSeq and is a predicted model, not a curated record. Gene Ontology annotation, cellular component: nucleus; Z disc; cytoplasm. The coding region runs from base 155 to 736 and encodes 193 amino acids. Gene Ontology annotation, molecular function: structural constituent of muscle; actinin binding. Gene Ontology annotation, biological process: muscle tissue development; sarcomere organization. The transcript is spliced from 6 exons. NCBI's taxonomy places the organism in Eukaryota, Metazoa, Chordata, Amphibia, Anura, Bufonidae.
CUCUCCUUCCUCCCCCCCCUUCUUCUACUUCACAUAGUUCUUCCCGACCCCGCCCAUCCUUUGCACUGAAGUAACUACCCAGCGCAGCCACCUAGCGCCUCAUUCCAGCCUCGUACUCAGGAGAAGUGAGCCGGUGCCUGCAGACUGUUACAAGAUGCCAAACUGGGGAGGCGGAAACAAGUGUGGGGCCUGUGGCAAAACGGUGUACCAUGCAGAAGAGGUGCAGUGCGAUGGCAAGAGCUUCCAUAAGUGCUGCUUCCUUUGCAUGGUUUGUAAAAAAAACCUGGACAGCACAACAGUGGCUAUUCACGAGGAUGAGAUUUACUGCCGAUCCUGUUAUGGGAAAAAGUAUGGACCCAAGGGCUAUGGCUAUGGGCAAGGAGCGGGCACAUUGAAUAUGGAUAAAGGAGAAAGGCUGGGUAUUAAAGCUGAAGAAUCACAACAGUCCCGUACCAGUGCCUCUGCUAAUUCUUCAAAGUUUGCCCAGAAGUUUGGAGGAACUGAUAAAUGUCCCAGAUGUGGUGAAUCUGUAUAUGCUGCGGAGAAAGUAAUAGGAGCUGGGAAGGCAUGGCACAAGAAUUGUUUCCGGUGUGCAAAAUGUGGCAAGAGUCUAGAAUCUACGACUUUGACUGAAAAAGAUGGGGAAAUCUAUUGCAAAGGUUGUUAUGCCAAAAACUUUGGACCAAAAGGAUUUGGAUUUGGCCAAGGAGCUGGAGCACUUGUGCAUUCAGAGUGAAGAUCAUGUGAAAGGCUGAUGAGAGAAGAUUUAUUGACCACGUCUUAAUGCUUUGUUACUAAGCGAGUUUGCUAUUCCCAUAUUUCACUAAUCAGUGUGAAGUUGUGCUUAAGUUUCUGUACUAGGACAAAUGCUUGCAUUUGCCUAUUGCUAAACUCACUCUUUGUAGAUUUUUUUUUUUCUACAAGAAUAUUUUGUCUCAACACUAAAGCAAUAAUAUAUAUCUGUUUUUUUUUUAUUGAUUCUUAGCUACUUUAUAUCUCAAAAUAAAUGUCAAUGUUUAAUAGACAA